Messenger RNA from Annulohypoxylon maeteangense, 1271 nucleotides. RefSeq lists its product as uncharacterized. The transcript has a single exon. Gene Ontology annotation, biological process: late endosome to vacuole transport via multivesicular body sorting pathway; vesicle budding from membrane. The coding region runs from base 495 to 1133 and encodes 212 amino acids. The record is from RefSeq and is a predicted model, not a curated record. Gene Ontology annotation, cellular component: multivesicular body. Lineage: Eukaryota; Fungi; Ascomycota; Sordariomycetes; Xylariales; Hypoxylaceae.
GUAUCUAGGAAUGAUGAACGAUAAUAAUUGAUUACUAAACAUGGGAAAAGGUAUCGGAAGGAUAAAAGGCCUUCUGUACGAGUCGAGAAGAGUGUGUGAUAUUCGGUAGUUGUGAAGUUAGCGAUUGAAACUUUGGCAUUUCGAAGUUAGGAUAAAGUUAUGGCUCUUAGCUGACAUAAGGAACUAUCAGCUGGGCAGCAGCUGCCAGCGCCAAGAGACGUCAUUGCUUGCUGCCCCACCAACAGCACAUCCAAUUAUCACCCAAGCCAGCAGACAAGAACAUCCCGCUUUACGAUUGCCAUUCUAGUAUCUAGUUGCCUACGACGACAAGAGCGUAUAUCCCUACCGACGCGUAACACUCUAACCAGAACCAUAAAUUCUUGAAACGAAUACAUCUCUCAUCAGUAUCCUAUUAAUCAUCCGCGCGCCCGCCUUUCCUAUCCGUAACAACCAAACCAAACCCAAACCCAAACCACAUCUCCUGCACCCCCACCAUGAACCGCCUCUUCGGCAGCGCGCCCAAGGCGCCCAAACCCACGCUCAACACCGCAAUCACGAACCUCGACGGGCGAAUAUCCUCCUUCGACGUAAAAAUCGCCAGUCUCAACGCCGAGCUCGGGACCUACCAAUCCAAAAUGUCAAAAAUGCGCGACGGGCCGGGCAAAAACGCGUUGAAAUCCAAAGCGCUAAAAGUGCUGCAGCGCCGCAAGCAAUACGAGUCGCAGCGGGACCAGCUGCAGUCGCAAGUGUGGAACAUGGAGCAAGCGCAGACGAUGCAGGACAACCUAGCGGGCGUGAUGACGACGGUGGACGCGAUGAAGACGACGCAGAAGGAGCUGAAGAAGCAGUACGGCAAGGUGGAUUUGGACAAGAUCGAGCGCAUGCAGGAUGAGAUGGCGGAUCUGAUGGACGUCGGUAACGAGAUCAACGAGACUUUGAGUCGUGGCUACGAGGUACCCGAAGAUGUGGACGAGGCCGAGCUCGAUGCCGAGCUGGAGCUGCUAGGCGCCGAGAUGGAGAUGGAGGGGGGUAUGGAGGCUGGUGGUGUGCCUGAUUUCAUGAGAGACGAGGUCCCUGAUUUCAUCGACGAGCCGCCGGAGGCAAAUUCCAAGGUGCAGGAGGCAGCGCGGUGAUGAUACGAGGAGUACGUACGAAGUAACUACUUAAGUAAAAUGCAAAUAUUAUUCUAAGGAAAGGAGUUGCGGGAGUUGGUGACACAGGUUUAGCAGGGUCUGGAUAUUGGAUCAUCAUCAUUUAUUAUACUCUAUUUU